ACAUUGAACUGUUUUGGGUUUAUGUUUUAGUAUUAUUUUUCUCCAAAUUCCCGUGAGGGUUUUUGUUCUAUUUUCUUCUCAACCAAACAGACACGCAACUAACCCCUCUCUCGUCCUUAAUGCUAAAUGGAAAAUCCUGGUGAAUGUUUCUCUCAAUUAGACAUAUCAAAAGAGGAAAAAGACAAGCUUGUUGCAGAAGUAAUUCGUUACAUACUAUUUAAAACGCAUCAGAACUCAGGACGUCCAAUUAAAAGGGAAGAACUCUCUCAAUUAGUCACUAAAAACUAUCGUCACUUUUCACUUCCUGCUUAUAUCAUCAACCAGGCUAAAGAAAAACUCUCCUCCAUCUUUGGUUACGAAUUGAGGGAACUUCAAAGAUCUCGCCCUUCUUCCACAAACCAGUCCUUGCUAUCUCAACAAAGUGGAAUUGAUGCCAAAUCAUAUGUUAUCAUAAGUCAGUUACCUGCUGAUGUGUAUAAGAAAUAUGUUGAGGAUGUGAAUACAUCUCAUAUGAAUGGCUUUACUUUUGUUGUGAUUAGUAUCGUGCAGCUUGCCGGAGGCAAAAUUGCGGAAGAUAACCUUUGGCAUCAUUUGAAGAGGAUGGGAUUGCAUGAAACCGAUGAAAACCACCCAAUACUUGGCAAUGUGAAGCAGUCACUGGAGAUGUUUGUCCAUCAAAGAUAUAAUGCUGAGAGAGCUCUGGAGGGAACUGUAAGUGAGAGAAUUAAGCAAUACCUAACACAGAUUGUGAAGAAAGAUGAUACCACUGGAUAUCUCGUGACAGCUUGGUGCUAGCUCUUACCAAGUAAAUAGAGGUGGAUGUUCGACUUCUUGCUCCAUGGCUGAUUCAUUAGUGAAUGAAGCUCAGUUCCUCGUUGGUUUUUUUUUUGUGCAGUAGGUUUAGGAGCCUUAGUAGUUUUUUGGGGUGCAGCUCCAAUUUCUGUUGAUUUUGUUCAUUGUUAGCUGGGCGCCAAGCUUGGUUCAAGGCAACAGUUCAAACAGGUUCAUUUUGGUUUUAGACAUUUGUGUAUACAACUGAACAAAGUGGUUAAUGGGUGGCCCAUUAUGGUUAUGGAUGGUAAUGAUGUGAGGUGAUUAUUGUGGUUAGUGAGUAGAGCCUAUUUUGGUUUAGACAUUCUGAUAUAUACGCAUAAACAUAGGGAUGUCAGUGGGACGGGUUUCACGGAACCUCCCACUUCGCACCAAAUUAGACGGGAUGGAUACAGGUUUCGAGGUAAUAAAGACAAAAACAAUCUCUCUUUUCAUUCA
Molecule: messenger RNA, 1269 nt
Organism: Hibiscus syriacus
Lineage: Eukaryota; Viridiplantae; Streptophyta; Magnoliopsida; Malvales; Malvaceae
Product: non-structural maintenance of chromosomes element 3 homolog
Exons: 6
Coding region: 127-795 (222 amino acids)
Cellular component (GO): nucleus
Source: RefSeq, a predicted model, not a curated record